AGGCGCCAUUUGAACUCUGCGGAGUUUGUUUUGAUGGAGCUCGACGUACUGGAAAUUUGUAAACAAUAACGAAUGCGGCCACUUGAAAGAUAGUAGUCUAACGACAAGGUAAACGAUGGACGAAAUCAACCUCCAUUACCGCUUUAUGAACUGGAGGCGGAGGAUACGGGAGGUGCGGGCCGUGCGGUACCGCGAGCGGUUCAAGAGGAUGAUGAGGGAUGGAGAAGUGCUCAGUUACCAAGGGAACUCUGAUGAAGUUGGCUGCUACGUGGCUCCAAGGCCGUUAUCCAAAGGAAACUGCUACUUUGAGGCUGUACAAUGGGAACACUAUUGGACAGCAGUUUGGUUCCAAGUGUAACCGUGGCGAUCGUAUUGGCUGUGGGAUCUAUCUAGAGGCAUUCGAGGAUGGACAAACGACGGUCUUCUUCACCAAAAAUGGAAAAGAAUUGGGCACGGUGGUGGUCCUAGCGUCUCCAGAGGCGCUCUGCCCGGCCGUGGGGAUGCACUCCCUGGGGGAGGAGGUGCAGCUGGACCUGCAAGUGGAGUGGGGGAUGGAGAAGGAAGACGGACUGAUGAUAGUGGACAGCCACGAGGACGAGUGGAGGCGUCUCCAUGACGUCAGGGUCACCGGCUCGUUGUUGGAGUACGUGGGUAAAAGGAAAAGCAUCGUGGAUGUGGGUUUGGCCCAGGCCUGUCUACCCCUCAACACACGCUGCCACUACUAUGAGCUGGAGAUCACUGAUGCAGGAGAGAAGUGCUACAUCGCCCUGGGACUGGCACGCAGGGAUUACCCCAAAAACAGACACCCUGGCUGGAGCAGGGGCUCCAUAGCCUAUCAUGCAGAUGAUGGGAAGCUCUUCCAGGGUAGUGGGGUGGGGGACGCCUUUGGCCCUCGCUGUUUUGAGGGGGACGUCAUGGGCUGUGGCAUCAUGUUCCCACGGGACUACAUCCUGGACAGUGGAGAUGACAGUGACGACGGGGACUCGGAGUUGCAGCCUAAGCAGCGGCGUGUCCAGAACGACCUCUAUAUGAACGACGAGGAGGAGGAUGGGGAGGAAGGUCGUGGUGUUCUUCACACGGAAUGGGAAGGUGGUGGGCCGCAAGGAGGUGGCAGUGCCAGCAGGGGGGUUCUAUCCUACCAUCGGCAUGAUGAGCACCGGGGAAAAGGUCAGGGUGGACCUGCACCCCCUAAGCGGGUGAGAGGAGAGGGGGAGGAUGGAGUGAAGAGAGCAGGGACAUGACCAGAGAGAAGUGGCUCCAACACAGACAGACACACACACACACACACACCACAAACUCGGAGGACAGGGCCAGCUCCAGGCAUAAGCGGUCGCUUAUGGCUCCAAGCCACUAGGGGGCCCCCCCAAAAAAUGUGGUUGUGCAUCAGCAAUUUUCCUCUUGGUAUGUCAGUCACUGACAGUCACUCAAUUAACCAUGUCAGCUAACUAUUUUUAGAUUGGUAAAUUAUUCUUGCCAGCUAUCUAAACUUGUAGUAAAUAUGGUCAAAUACUGACAGGUCACGCAGGAUGCAUGCCCAGGGCCCAUUGCUUUUGUUAGUCACUUUCACUCAGAUAUCAUUAACAUGGCAAAAUGUGAAGAAUUACAGGAAAUUAACUUUAAAACAGAAAAAAAAAAUCUGCCCCAUGGCAAAAUGGGCAGAAUUGGCCAACAAAAUUUCGCUUAGGGCCCCAAAAGGCUAGAGGCCCUGUCGGGAGGAUGACGCUAGACCAAUAUGGGAGUUUGUUUGGAGUCGUCACAGUGCAGUAUCCCUCUUCUUCACAUCACUCCUGGAUCCAGCAUGUUGUCUGGGAAGUCCCACCUCAGUUUAGUUUACUCUGGGUUGACUCCUAUCAGUAGAGGAAACUCAUGCUACUAGAUAGUAUGAAGAUUAAUAUUAUUCAAAGCUGAUAUGUCAAGACUAUACUGUAUGGGUGCCUCAAAGUGCUUACUUUUAUCAUGUCAAUAAAAAAUGCUAGAACCAGUUUAAAGAGAUGCUGGACCAAUCCCAGGUCUUUAGCAACAAUCAUUCAAGUCAAGUCUUAUUAGUUCAACUAUAUUUUGAGAUUAUUAAAGGAAUGUAUUCAAAAUGCUGAAAAAAUUUAACCCACAGACAAGAAAUACAACUCUCGGGUAUGCCAAAAUCCAAAUGACUAUAACUAGGAUGUUGUGUUAUGUCAUUUUUUUCUAAGACUAUGAUAAUGCCAUAUCAUUUUAUCACGAGCACUUUAUUGUAGAUAUACUGUAUUAUGAUGCAUUACUACAGGCAUUUGAGGUUCAUUUAUAUUGUGGAAUGACAGGUUAAAUGAAAAACUUAAUCAAGAUCUGCCUUUCUAGACCAUUUUAAUUUGUUUUGAUUAAUCUUCUGUAAUAUCAGAACUGUACUCAAGCAAUGUGCUGAUUGAUUGUAUUUUAUGAUUUAAAAAACUGAAGAUCAUGCACUAACUGUUCCUGACCGAGUGUCAUUUGAUUUCAUAUUAGGUUCAUUUAAUCAUUGAUAUGAAUGUAUGUGUCACCUCUAAAUUGUGCACUUGUAUGCAAUGAUUAUAAAUAAAGAUGAGUAUCUA
Messenger RNA from Salvelinus namaycush (lake trout), 2564 nucleotides. RefSeq names its product SPRY domain-containing protein 3-like. The record is from RefSeq and is a predicted model, not a curated record. The transcript is spliced from 10 exons. Gene Ontology annotation, molecular function: protein binding. Bases 219 to 1241 code for a protein of 340 amino acids. Lineage: Eukaryota; Metazoa; Chordata; Actinopteri; Salmoniformes; Salmonidae.